This is a messenger RNA of Ostreococcus tauri, 804 nucleotides long. Its product is annotated as Pentapeptide repeat. The transcript has a single exon. The coding region runs from base 1 to 804 and encodes 267 amino acids. NCBI's taxonomy places the organism in Eukaryota, Viridiplantae, Chlorophyta, Mamiellophyceae, Mamiellales, Bathycoccaceae. The record is from RefSeq and is a predicted model, not a curated record.
AUGUUCGCGAAUAUCGCGCUCGGACGCGCGCACGCGACGCGCGCGCAUCACACGCGUGAUUCCACGCGGUUUCGUCGCGCGAACGUUCCCAGAGCCCUCGCACGGGGCGACGCAUCGAAUGAGAAAAAUACACUUUUCGACGACACGCAGUGGAAAAACGCGUCGCGAACGACCCUUCUUCCGAUGCUCACCGCCUCGCUCGCGGUGGCGAUCGCGACGGUGCCCGUGGACGUUUCCGCGGCGAUAGAUCUCUCGGAAACCAAGUCGGUGAUUGAAUUCAAACAAAAACUCAAGCCCAGAGUCUCAGAGGUCAUCUUGGAGUCGAAAUCCGACGCGGCGAACGCCGACUUGGCGUCGAACGAUCUCACGGGGGCGAUCUACGCCGAGAGUGAUCUGAGGAACGCGAACAUCUCGAAUACCGAUGCUCGGGGGGCGGUGUUUUCGAGGGCGAUCAUGCCUGGGGUGAAGCUCAACGCCACGGACGCGUCGAACGCGAUGUUCGAUUACGCCGUGUUGAGAGGGGCGGACAUGCGAGACGGGGUGUUCGCGAACGCGAAUUUCGUGCGGGCGGACAUGGGUGAGGCGAUGAUCGAGGGGGCAGAUUUUUCGGAGGCUGUUAUCGAUCGGUACGAGGCGAUUCGAUUGUGCGAGCGGGCGAGCGGAACGAAUCCGUGGACGGGGAUCGAGACGCGCGCGACGCUCGGGUGCGACGACUCGAGGGUGAGCAAGUACGAAGGGAGCGGUCAGGGGGGCGCGAAUAUCAAGGCGGCGAAGCGCAGUGGAACCUGGGGGGGUGGGAAGUGA